Messenger RNA from Salvia hispanica, 2257 nucleotides. RefSeq names its product MICOS complex subunit. NCBI's taxonomy places the organism in Eukaryota, Viridiplantae, Streptophyta, Magnoliopsida, Lamiales, Lamiaceae. The record is from RefSeq and is a predicted model, not a curated record. Gene Ontology annotation, biological process: cristae formation. Gene Ontology annotation, cellular component: MICOS complex.
CAGCACACUAUGCUGUGUUCCCAUACCCGUACAAAUACAAAAUAAAUCCUCUUCAACGCACCGCUGAAUUGCAGAAGCUAAUAAUCUCGCAAUGUUACGCAGGUCACUUAUACAGCUCGCAUCCCGUAGUUCAUUCAAUAGGCUUCCAUUGCAAGCUACAACUCAGAUACCUUCAUACCUUUCUUCCAGAAGGGAAUUUUCUGUUUCUCCGAAGAAUGGACCAAAGAAGGUAGAUCCAGGAAGCAACACCCCUGAACCUCAGAGCUGUGUACCAAAGAUUCUCAUUGGAGGUCUUGCGUUGGGUUCUGCCCUCCUGGCAGCGUACUAUUAUGGUGCUCUUGAUGAGUACAUUUGGAAACAAAAAAAAAGCAUCAGGGAAUACACCGACUCUGGGAUUGGUGAUAAGGCUACGGAGGCGUUUCCAGGACAAAAAGACACAUACAAUCCAGCUAGUGGAAUGAUUACUGUGAUUCCUGAGAACAGCUCAAGGCAAUCAGGUGAAUCAAGUCCCCUUGUGGACCAUGGCAAACAAGAUGCUGAAACACAUGCAGAGCCACAUGUUCCAGGAGACUUGAUGAGAACUGAAGAAGAGAAAAGUUUUCAAGAAAAACUUGCUGCAGUUGAGACACUAUUGAAUGUCGAUCAUGUUGAAAGUAGCGAUAUUCCUAAUGUUCCUCAAAGCAGCUCAUUGACAGGUGAUGAAACUGGUAAACCGGCUGAAGAAAGUGUUGAUCUGAAGGGCCUAGGGUUGGGAGCUGAUGAGCCAGAGCACAAGGAAACCGAGACCACAACCACUUUUACUUCAGCUGAUAAUACUUCUGCAGACUCUGUAGUUACAUCUGUACAAAGCGAGCCAACCACAACUGAUGACAUACAAGGGGUUUUCCAGGAUGGUAUAGCACAAAAAUCUGAUUCACUCCUCGACGAUUAUCUAUUAAAAGACAAAUCUGAAGAACUUGGUUCAUCUUCAUCAAAAAAUCAUGAGGGCACUAGUUCCACAGUAGAAGAUGCCCAUGGUGGUUACAUAACAAAUGAUGGGAACCUGAUUAUUGACUUCUUGCAAGCCAUACAUGCUGCUGAACAAAGGCAAGCAGAGAUGGACGCUCGUUCUUUUGCCGAAGAAAAGAGAGCAAUGAAGGAGAAAUAUGAAAAGGAACUUAAGGACGCACGAGUCAGGGAACUCAUGUAUGCUGAGAGGGAAGCCAUUUUGGAUAAGGAAUUAACAAAAGAACGGGUUAAAGCAGCUGCCGCACUCAAAUCUCUUCAAGAAACAUUAGAAGAGCAGCUCAAAACCGAACUUGAGCAGAAGGAAAUGGAAGUGGAACAAAGACUGGAGGAAAUGCAAGAUAUAGCUAAAGCUGAACUGGCUGCUGCAAUUUCAAGUGAGAAGGCUUCCCAGAUUGAGAAAAUGGCUGAAGCCAACCUUCAUAUAAAUGCGUUGUGCAUGGCAUUUUAUGCGCGCUCUGAAGAAGCUCGCCAGAGUCACUCUGUGCACAAGCUUGCUCUGGGUGCACUGGCACUGGAGGAUGCACUAUCCAAAGGGUUGCCAAUUAAAAAGGAAAUAGAGACUGUCCGCGAUCAUCUUGAAGGCAUUGACAAAGACUCACUUAUACCUCUAGUUCUAUCGUCACUUCCCGAAGACACUCAAAAAUAUGGAACAGAUACCCUGUCCCAAUUGAAUCACAAGUUUGAUGCCAUGAAGGGGACACUGAGGCACUUCAGUUUAAUCCCACCUGGUGGCGGAGGGAUAUUGUCACACUCAUUGGCUCAAGUUGCUUCGUGGUUAAAGGUUAAGGAGACUGAUCAGUUGGGCGAAGGAGUUGAAUCUGUCAUAACCAGAGUCGAGAUUUUGUUAGCUCAAGGCAAACUAUGCGAAGCUGCAGACACUCUUGAGAAUGGGGUUAGAGGCAGCCAGGCAGCAGAAGUCGUAACAGAUUGGGUCAGGCGAGCUAGGGACAGAGCCAUCACAGAGCAAGCUUUGACGGUCUUGCAGUCCUACGCCACUUCAAUCAGCCUAACCUGAACCCACUGUACAACAUAUCAAUGUUCGGUUUUCUGAAGCCACAAAGGUUCGUCUCCAGCCUAUAAAGUAACUCAAAACCAAAUGCAGAGGUUUCUUUCCCUUUAUACUGUUGUACGGCUCCAUGAAAAAUAAAGUCCUAAAUUUAUUUCCAGAGACUACAGUAUGUGAGAACUGGAGCUUACCUGUGACUUCUGAUGUAGAAUAUUUUUGCGAAAGGUGACUUCGUUAUGUGUA